Chrysochloris asiatica (Cape golden mole) is the source of this 1188-nucleotide messenger RNA. It is a transcript of the gene DHODH, whose product is annotated as dihydroorotate dehydrogenase (quinone). Bases 1 to 1188 code for a protein of 395 amino acids. Gene Ontology annotation, biological process: pyrimidine ribonucleotide biosynthetic process; 'de novo' pyrimidine nucleobase biosynthetic process. Gene Ontology annotation, molecular function: dihydroorotate dehydrogenase activity. Lineage: Eukaryota; Metazoa; Chordata; Mammalia; Afrosoricida; Chrysochloridae. The transcript has 9 exons. Gene Ontology annotation, cellular component: cytoplasm; mitochondrial inner membrane. The record is from RefSeq and is a predicted model, not a curated record.
AUGGCGUGGAGGCAACUGAAAAAGCGGGCCCAGGAUGCUGUGGUCAUCCUGGGGGGUGGAGGACUUCUCUUCGCCUCCUACCUCACCUCCGUGGGGGAUGAGCGUUUCUACGCGGAACGUUUGAUGCCGGCCCUACAGGGGCUGCUGGACCCGGAGUCGGCCCACAAACUGGCUGUGCGCGUCACCUCCCUGGGCCUCCUUCCUCGUACCACGUUUCAAGACUCUGCCAUGCUGGAAGUGAGGGUCCUGGGCCGUAAGUUCCGAAAUCCAGUAGGAAUUGCUGCAGGAUUUGACAAGCAUGGGGAAGCUGUGGAUGGACUUUAUAAGAUGGGCUUUGGUUUUGUUGAGAUAGGAAGCGUUACCCCCAAGCCCCAGGAAGGAAACCCCAGACCCAGAGUCUUCCGCCUCCCCGAGGACCAAGCCAUCAUUAAUAGAUAUGGAUUUAACAGCCAUGGAUUCUCAGUGGUGGAGCACAGGUUACGGGCCAGGCAGCAGAAGCAGACCCAGCUCUCAGAAGAUGGGCUGCUGCUGGGAAUAAACCUGGGGAAAAAUAAAACCUCAGUGGAUGCUGCUGCGGACUAUGCCGAGGGGGUGCGAGUCUUGGGCCCCUUGGCUGACUACUUGGUAGUCAAUGUGUCCAGUCCCAACACUGCAGGGCUGCGGAGUCUUCAGGGAAAGGCCGAGUUGCGCCACCUGCUGACCAAGGUCCUGCAGGAGAGGGCCGCCUUGACGGACGUGCACAAGCCGGCUGUGUUGGUGAAGAUCGCCCCUGACCUCACUGCCAAGGAUAAGGAGGAUAUCGCCGGGGUGGUGAGCGAGCUGGGCGUCGAUGGAUUGAUUGUCACAAACACCACUGUGAGUCGCCCCUCGAGCCUGCAAGGUGUCCAGCGUUCUGAAACAGGAGGACUGAGUGGGAAGCCUCUCCGGGACCUGUCAACUCAGACCAUUCGGGAAAUGUAUGCGCUUACCCAAGGCCGAGUUCCCAUCAUCGGGGUUGGCGGUGUUAGCAGUGGGCAGGAUGCACUGGAGAAGAUCCGCGCAGGGGCCUCCCUGGUGCAGCUGUACACAGCCCUCACCUACCAGGGUCCUCCUGUGGUGGGCAGAGUCAAACGGGAGCUGGAGGUCCUUUUGAAAGAACAGGGUUUUAGCAGCAUCACAGAAGCUGUUGGAGCAGAUCAUCGGAGGUGA